CCAUUUCCCUUCCAUUUUCCUCACUCCCAUUGGGCCAUAAUCCAUUCCCAAACAAAAAAUACACAGAUACAAGAGAAACAAAUAGUUGUUUCUGAUUGGCUUACGCUUUAGAACUUUCACCAUGGGUGUAAAAGGACUUUUGUUUAGUAUUGUUUUGAUUAAUUUGUCAUUACUAGGACUUUGUGGGUAUCCCAGAAAACCAGUUGAUGUACCCUUUUGGAAAAACUAUGAGCCCAGUUGGGCUAGUCACCACAUCAAGUACCUCAAUGGUGGUUCCACUGUUGAUCUUGUUCUUGACAGGUCUUCAGGUGCUGGAUUUCAGUCAAAGAAAUCAUAUUUGUUUGGGCACUUUAGCAUGAAACUGAAGCUUGUUGGUGGAGACUCAGCUGGUGUUGUCACUGCAUUUUACCUGUCAUCGAAUAAUGCAGAGCACGAUGAGAUAGAUUUUGAAUUCUUAGGGAACAGGACUGGGCAACCAUACAUUUUGCAGACGAAUGUGUUCACGGGAGGAAAAGGAGACAGAGAACAGAGAAUCUAUCUCUGGUUUGACCCAACCAAGGGUUACCAUUCUUAUUCUGUUCUUUGGAAUACCUUCCAGAUUGUGAUCUUUGUGGAUGACGUCCCAAUUAGAGCAUUCAAGAACUCAAAAGACCUAGGUGUGAAAUUCCCAUUCAAUCAGCCCAUGAAAAUAUACUCAAGCCUUUGGAAUGCAGAUGAUUGGGCUACAAGAGGUGGAUUGGAGAAAACAAACUGGUCCAAUGCCCCAUUUACUGCCUCCUACACAUCAUUCCACGUGGACGGCUGUGAAGCUGCCACCCCACAAGAGGUCCAAGUUUGUAACACCAAAGGCAUGAGAUGGUGGGAUCAAAAGGCUUUCCAAGAUUUGGAUGCUUUACAAUACAGGAGACUUCGUUGGGUUCGCCAAAAAUAUACUAUUUAUAAUUAUUGCACUGAUAGGAAGAGGUACCCUACUCUUCCACCAGAGUGCACUAAGGACAGAGAUAUUUAAGUAAUUUAAUUAAGAGGGGGGUUUUUAAGCACUUAAUAUUAUUUAUGUUGUGAGUAUAUUAAGGAUGUUAAUAUUAUAAAUAUCCAUGAGAUAACCCCUAAAACAAAGAGCUUUUAAUUAAGCUCUAUUUACCUAUUUUUUUAGUGUAUCAUUGGUGAAGUCAUGAAGAUAUAUAUCUCAUGCUAGGUCUUCAUGUCUCAGCGUGUAACGAGUGAUGUAUUGUAAUUUAUUGCACUAUUUGUUUUCUCUGAAUUGAAAUAUGAACCAAUACCUAUGAGUGUAGCACUAUUGGACAACUUA
Molecule: messenger RNA, 1309 nt
Organism: Nicotiana attenuata
Lineage: Eukaryota; Viridiplantae; Streptophyta; Magnoliopsida; Solanales; Solanaceae
Product: probable xyloglucan endotransglucosylase/hydrolase protein
Exons: 4
Coding region: 122-1009 (295 amino acids)
Biological process (GO): cell wall biogenesis; xyloglucan metabolic process
Cellular component (GO): apoplast; cell wall
Molecular function (GO): xyloglucan:xyloglucosyl transferase activity; hydrolase activity, hydrolyzing O-glycosyl compounds
Source: RefSeq, a predicted model, not a curated record